Molecule: messenger RNA, 692 nt
Organism: Lolium perenne
Lineage: Eukaryota; Viridiplantae; Streptophyta; Magnoliopsida; Poales; Poaceae
Source: RefSeq, a predicted model, not a curated record
UAAGCUUUGUUCUUUUCGUUGCUUCAAACUUCACAAGUUUUUUGAUGUUUAACUCUAACUCUUGUUCAUUUUCCUUCCAGCUCAACACUUUGGCGGAGGAAAACUUCCGCACCAUCAUUCGCGUCCCCGUCACCGGCGACACGGCGGAGGAGGCUCCGGAAGACGACGAGGAGGAAGAGGACCAGGCACCCCGCAAGGCGGCCCCUCGACCUACAAAGCGUCCCCGCGCCAAAGCUUCCGGCUCUGAAGCCGGAGCUAGCGGCGAGGCCUCCGCCAAGAAGCCGAAGACGACAAAACCACCUCCGCUAGACUCAAGGAAAGCGGAGCGUGCGCGUCUAAGAAUGCUCUCGACAGCUGGCCAGGGCACACGCCCCAUCAUCCCCGGCGCCCCGAAUCCGAAAACCGCUGCCACGCGGACCACCAGCCAGGAGCCCAUCACAAAAUACAUGAAGAAAUCUCCGGCUGUUGGUCCCUCUACUCCAGUUCCACCAAGCGUCUCCCACCCAACUCCCCAACCGUCGCCCCCUCAGGCUGAUCCAUCUCCCCCACCUGCCGCAAACACUCCACCGGAAAUAAUUCCGGUUAGCAGCGGGCAUGCGGGCGAAGAAGAUCCUAAGGCCAAAGGCCCUGCCCAAGAAGAGGCGGAAAAACAAGGCCAAGGAGAGGUUGAAGUUCCAGCAAUGAUGCUUUAA